AAUAUGUUUCCGCAAUCAUUGAGGGGCUGCAUUACUCUUCUUGGUGAACUGGAGUGAACUAGUAGGAUGAUCAAAGCUGUAUUCAUCGUGUGCCUUUGCACCUUACUGCUCGUCGAGGCUCAACAUGGUCCCUCUGAUGGUGACCACCCUGAAGGACCUCCAAAACCACCAAACAGAAUUGCUCGUCAAGCACCACCUGAUAAUAACGGUCCAAUUCCUCAAGGAAUGAACGGUGGAAUGGGUCCGGGAAAUUUGGGAAUGCAAGGACUGGGUAACAUUCCUGAUCCAACAGUAUGGAUUGCCAAAGGACAAGAAAUAGCCAGUCAAUUCGCCAAAGGUCGUCGUCGUCGUCACACACCUUAACCAAAAAUCUCGCGUGGGAUUCUAUCACCACCAAUGCCGAAAAUAAAUCACUGAAGACAGAUAGAAUAUUCAGCUUCUUUUAUAUAGAAUUAUACUCACCUACUGCUUCGAUGCACGUGGAGAUUUUCACAGAAAUGAAAGAUUCUAAUGCAACUAACGAAAUUUAACUGGAUAAAAUUGAUGAAUACACUAUUGAUGAACUAUCA
Messenger RNA from Diachasma alloeum, 569 nucleotides. RefSeq lists its product as uncharacterized. The record is from RefSeq and is a predicted model, not a curated record. Bases 67 to 363 code for a protein of 98 amino acids. NCBI's taxonomy places the organism in Eukaryota, Metazoa, Arthropoda, Insecta, Hymenoptera, Braconidae. The transcript is spliced from 4 exons.